This is a messenger RNA of Cladophialophora psammophila CBS 110553, 3261 nucleotides long. Its product is annotated as alpha-mannosidase. The transcript is spliced from 2 exons. Gene Ontology annotation, molecular function: alpha-mannosidase activity; carbohydrate binding. Bases 1 to 3261 code for a protein of 1086 amino acids. Gene Ontology annotation, biological process: mannose metabolic process; oligosaccharide catabolic process. Lineage: Eukaryota; Fungi; Ascomycota; Eurotiomycetes; Chaetothyriales; Herpotrichiellaceae. Gene Ontology annotation, cellular component: fungal-type vacuole membrane. The record is from RefSeq and is a predicted model, not a curated record.
AUGGGCGGCGAGACGUCUUCUCGCGCUACCUCGUCCUACCCUCGACUCAGCACCCAUCCCGUUGGACAAAAGAUUCAGAGCAUUUAUACCGACCGCUUGCGGCAAUUCACAUCUGGUGGCCAGUACGAAAAGGAGAACCUGCUUGCGAAGCUCUAUCACAAUGUCUGCGACGACGAAGACCAUGUGAAGCUCUCUGUCUACUCUCCGCCAAAUCUCACGAGACCGACUUUCCACGAUGCCACUUCUCAUGCCUUUCGACGAACACAUCGCGGUGAAUCCUUCGGGCCAGCUUGGGCUACCCAUUGGUUCAGGAUCCAACUGACUGUGCCUAAAAACAUGCGAGACGGGGAACACCUAGAGUUCCAUUGGGACGCAAACAAUGAAGGCAUGGUGUGGACGGAGGAUGGAAACCCUCUGCAAGGCCUUACUGGGGGAGACCGAGUUGAGUGGAUUCUGCCGAUAAGUUGGCGGGACGGCAAAGAGCACAUCUUCUACAUAGAGAUGGCGUGCAAUGGGAUGUUUGGCAACGCACCAGGAGGUGACAGCAUUCAACCCCCAGAUCCAAACAAGUAUUACAACCUUUGGAAGGCGCAGAUUGUCGAUGUCAAUCUUGCCGCUCGCCAGCUGUACGUUGACUUUUGGAUCAUCGGGGAUGCUGCUAGGGAAUUUCCCGGCGACAGCUGGGAAAAGCAUGAAGCCUUGCAGCUCUGCAAUCGAAUCAUGGAUGUCUUCAUUGCUGGUAACGGAUCGGCUGCCUCAAUCGAAGAGGGCCGCAAGAUCGCUCAAAAGUAUAUCGGCAAGAAUGUCGAUUCAGCCAAGGUCUAUAGCUCAGACGAGAAGAGCAUCGUAUACGGAAUUGGACACUGCCACAUUGAUACGUGCUGGCUGUGGCCAUGGGCUGAGACGAAGCGGAAAGUUGCCCGAAGCUGGUCGAAUCAGUGUGACUUGAUGGAUCGAUACCCAGAACACCGCUUCGCGUGCAGUCAAGCACAGCAAUAUAAGUGGCUGAAAAUGUACUACCCCUAUGUCUUCGACAGGGUCAAAGCCAAGGUCAAGGAAGGAAGAUUCCAUCCGAUCGGCGGCAGCUGGGUUGAGCACGAUACAAAUAUGCCUAGUGGCGAAUCCUUGGUUAGGCAAUUCCUUUACGGCCAACGGUUCUUCGAGAGCAAUUUCGGCGAAAGAUGUCAGACAUUCUGGCUCCCCGACACGUUCGGUUAUUCAGGUCAGCUCCCGCAGAUAUGCCGACUUGCGGGAAUGACACGGUUCUUCACCCAGAAGCUCAGUUGGAACAACAUCAACAACUUCCCGCACACCACAUUCAACUGGGUAAGUCUGGAUGGGAGUCAGGUCAUCUGUCACAUGGCCCCCAGCGAGACGUAUACGGCAGAUGCUCAUUUCGGAGACGUCAGAAGGAGCGUCACCCAACAUAAGAGCAUGGAUCAGGACAACACAUCUCUGCUCGUUUUUGGCAAAGGAGACGGAGGAGGUGGACCCACUUGGGCAAUGCUGGAGAAGUUGAGGAGAUGCCGUGGUCUGAGCGACACGGUUGGAUUACUCCCUCGCGUACACAUGGGGAAUUCCGUGGAUGACUUUUAUGCCAAUCUGGAGAAGAAGGUGGCCGAGGGCACCGAGCUUGUCACUUGGUAUGGUGAACUCUACUUUGAACUGCAUCGAGGCACCUACACAACGCAAGCCAAUAACAAGCUCCAUAAUCGGAAGCAGGAGGUCAUGUUACAUGAUGUCGAAUAUUUGGCAACUUUGGCAAGCCUGAAGAGCAAGAGCUACAAGUAUCCCAAGAAGGAGAUUGAUGAGAUGUGGGAGAAUGUGCUUCUCUGCCAGUUCCAUGACUGCUUGCCUGGCAGCUCCAUUGAGAUGUGCUAUGAUGACUCGGAUGAACUUUACGCUCACAAUGCGAAACUGGGAGAGAAGGUGAUAGAGGAGGCUCUCACGGUCCUGGGGCUGUCCCAGCACCUCAAAGCUAAUGCUGAGCUUGCAGCGGUCAACACCACUCCCUGGAGACGUUCAGAAUUGGUCAAGAUCCCCCAUGCCAACGCCAAGUCGCAAGAGCAGAAGUACACAUACAUCUCCGGCGGACCGGGCGUAUGUAAGACGCAUGCCGCUUCGGCGAUUCAAUCGACAGCGUCCAUUGAGGAGGUGCGGAAAGGUGUCUUUGUCCUGAAGAACAGCAUAUUCCAGGUGGAAGUGGAGGCAGGUUGCAUCACAUCACUGAUUGACUUGAGAGCAAAUACAGAAGUGAUUGCCAAGGGCGGAAAAGGCAACCAGCUGGUGAUGUUUGACGAUAAGCCUUUGUACUGGCAGGCGUGGGAUGUGGAGGUCUUCCACCUCGACUCCAGGAAAGAGCUCAAAUCGGAUGCAUCUGAGAUCGUCGAACACGGGCCAUACAGGGUGAGCGUGGCCACCAAGACGCAGGUGAGCAAGGACAGCUGGGUCAAGACAACGAUCAGUCUCGAUGCCUGCGACAGCCAGACCCAGACUGGGUCCGUAUUGGUGGAGGCCGAAGUCGAAUGGCAUGAGAACAUGAAGUUUUUGAAAGUGGAGUUUCCCGUGGACGUUGUCAACACGGAGGCAAACUAUGAGACGCAGUAUGGAAUCAUUCGCCGCCCGACACAUUACAACACAAGCUGGGAUAUGGCCAAAUUCGAGGUGUGCUGCCAUAAAUUUGCUGAUCUCUCCGAGGCCAAUUAUGGGGUGUCGAUCCUAAAUGACUCCAAAUAUGGAUUUGCGACAUGCGGCAAUCUCAUGCGAUUAUCGCUCUUGCGGGCGCCUAAAGCACCCGAUGCACACGCCGACAUGGGCCGUCACCACAUCAAAUGGGCCAUUAUGCCUCACCAAGGAGGGCUGAGCAGCGAUACCGUCCGAGCGGCCUACAACUUCAACCAUCCAAUGACCCUUGUGUCGGUGGUUGACGACAAGCCUCCAAAAGAGCUGUUCAAUGCCGUGAGCGUCACGGGAGCCCCAUCACUGAUCCUGGACUGCAUCAAGCGUGGAGAAGACGACGAAGACGUCUCCCGAGGGGAACUCACCCAGCGAAAAGGACAGAGCGUGAUACUGAGAAUUUAUGAGAGUGUGGGUGGCAAGAGUCGAGGAGUGAUUGAGACCACUUUGCCGGUGAAGAAGGUGUACGAGACCAACGUGCUAGAGGAUGAUGGUAAGCAACUGGAGAUGUCGGGAAAGAACAAGAUCAGCAUUCCCAUUGAGUUGCGGGCGUUUGAGGUGAAGACAUUCCGGUUGCAAUUGUAG